CAAGAGACAAACGGUUUCCGGUUAUACACAGCCAUCAUCAAAGGUAUCAUUCCAGCAUAAUAAUCAUCUUCCAAUAACUAAUUAAAGCACAACGGGGGGAUUAUUUGGUGAACUAAUUUUUAAUCAAACCAUGACGUAAAUGAACAACUUAAUUCACUAUACGACAGCUCACAGACAAUCAAAACAACAGGAUCCGAACUUAAAUAAUCAAUGCUGGCUAAGAUGAACCCUUACAAUUUGCAGACAAUAAGUUAUUUGUCUUAAAAUAAUUUUUUCUUUGACAACUAUAAUCCAUUAUUUGUGUCAAGUUAUAAUCAUCCUUAGGUAGUUUCCAUGACAACAGUCAGUCAUUUAUUCAUUCAUUAAUAUUCAACGCCAUCAUUUCGACACUUCUUCAUCAAGCGAUGGCAUGCCAGUUUAACGGUUGAAUUCUUCGUUUGUCCGAUCAUCUUCUUCAUGGAAGGCAGUGAAGAAAGAUUCGUGUGGAGCUUAAACCAUGAGUUCCUGCUUAAGGAGAUAAAAAUGGAUACAAAAGUCAGAUGGUAAAUUUUAGUCGAAGUUCUUCAGCGUUAAACCUCAUAUUUUUACGUUGAAAGUUUGAAAAGUUCUUCUGAGUUCUGGUCUUUCGGCACUUCUUGUAUCAAUGGUCGACGUUAAUGGAGCUGCAAGCUCUGGAGGCAACACGACAACACGCUGGAGAGGUCUCGCCUCCUUAAAACCCGACAACACAGCCAAGGAACACAGCAAUGAAUCUAGCAAGCAAAAUACUAAGCCAAGUAUCAAACCACGAGAUUCUGACCUUGAUAGUGAUGUCGACAUCAGCUUAAUUCAAAGUAGAACAUACUUAUUAUCAGCAGGCAUUGGAGAUACUAAUAAAAACUAUAACAAAUAUAAAGGAAAAAUUGGAUUGGUGGUAUGGAUUAUCAAUAUGUUUAUCCAUUUUGGUUUAGAUUUCUACGAAGCGAAUACCAUCUUUGACAUUUCCUGGGCCACCUGUAUAGGAUUGUUUCUAGUCACUCUUGUUGCUUGUUGUAUUUCAAUGGUUAAAUAUUCUAUUCCAUGGUUUCUGAAAGGAGUCAAGAAGCUUAAGAAAGAUGGUAACUACCCGAAGACCCUCAAACGAGUGAGGCUUAUUGUGAAGUUCAUGCCGCUGAUAUCCUUAGUAUUUGCCGUGGGCRCUGCAGUCGGUCAGUUCGGCUGCUACUGGGCCGAUGGAGCUCUACGCGUUAGCUUCAACACCAAAGCAAACGCGACAGUGAUGGUCUCGAAGGAUGUGGAAACGUUCCUCAAUGUGCUGCGAGCGACAAGUUUGGUGCACGUUUUUUACGGGUUCUGUUCGCUGUUGGUUUUCCACAUGACACUUAUCUUCAUGAUUCAGAGCUCGAUGGACGAAUACAAUGAACGAAUGGGAAAGCUCUUCCGUGAAGUUCCUAUCAGCAUCUGCUUCUCCGAUGCCGUUAAUUUAUUCUCAGCACGCGCCAAGUUCGUUCGAGACGCAAGCCAGAAAAGCUCGGUGGUUCUUACUACUCUUCUCGUAGCCUGUUGUACCUCGUUUGUUCUCAACGCGUAUAAUUUUCUAUUUCUCCAAAAGUACGCUAUUUAUAUUUGGUUUGCUUUGGCUCCGUUGAUCUGGGCUGUAGUUCCCUUAAUGGGAGCAGCCUGGGUUACAAAGACGUACUUGCAGUACAAAUUGGUUGUGGUGAAUGCGUGGGUUGAUAUCCCGGAUGAACAUGAACUCGAGGCUCGUGAACAUGCGUCCUUACAUGAGGGUCAUUCGGCGGUGAACAGAUUGAAGAUGCCGGUACGAAGAAUGUGGGGAUCAAUCGUUGGUAAAACUACGAGGAGAGAAAGUGGUGUCAAGACUUCAAAGAAGGGAAGUGACUACGAGAAGACAGAAAAURAUGAUGAGGAAUUAGAGGAAGAACAAGUGAAGAAAUUAGAUUAUAUAAAUGAAGAAGAAAAAAUGCAAGAGAAUAAACAAUUUAAUGACAAGAAAAAUGAAGUUUCAAAAAGAAUGAAGCAGCCUGGAAAAUUGACAACAACGAGACGAAACAGUGAAAUCAUCGUUGGCUUUUCAUCGAAGGAAAACGACUCCAAWCAACAACCAAGACGGUUGAGCUCCUUCGCUAAAAUUCCCGCCAAAACACAACCACCGCCUACCAUACUCUUGACUGAUUUUGACCGCGAAAAUAUAAACCGUUCACCACCAAAACCCUUCCGACUCAAACCUCUCUCGUCUAAAAUAGAAGACUCUUCUCUUAUCAAACCAUCGACACAUAAAUCAAUGGAAACCCCUCAACGUGGUGAUACUGUUGUCGAAGUUCACGAUUCUCGACCUGAUAAACACCAAAAUCUAGACGUUUGUGUAAAUAUAGAACCGAAUAGCGAUAAUGAAAGUACAGAAGUUGCUCAAGGAUUGGAAGAGCUAGACCAAACGGACGAUGAGCGCUGUUCAAAUUUGGGGUUUUCACGCUCUAGUUCAUCAAGUUCGCUGUCAUCUUCUAAUGAAGCCGUGGUAGAAAACAUAAACGAUGAAAACGGUUGCGAGAACAUUGAAGAGAAUCCAGGCACCAAUAGGCACUCUUUAUUGAAGGCUGUGCCAAGCCCUUCUGAAGUGGACUCUGAGAAAAGCAGCUUAAAGGUUCCUGGGACCGAAUCAUCAGAUGGAGGGCCUCGCAACAAACCUAAUUUCCUGACUGGAAUGUCAAAAACGUUUCAUAAGUGGCGCACAAAAACGAAGAAAAAAAGGAAUUUCAACUACGAGAAGUAUAUUAUCUAUCUAGAGAGCAUUUUACCGACUGUGGGGUUUUCUGUUGGCGGGGUGAUUAUAGAUUGGAAUGGGAUUUAUACCUUUAUUGUUAUUAUGACAUUCUUGGUGGGGGUCUUCGCACAAGAAGCAUUCUUUGGUAAAUAGUAUAUUGUGAGCUGCAGCGGUUAAUUUGGAACUCGAAAAGGGUCUAUUGAAAAGCAGCACUUCUCAAAACAGCAGCAACAGCAUAGACAUCUUCUGAUGUAGCGAACAUGGUACAUUGUGAUCUUUUGUUCAUCAUGCCUUAUAUGGUGGUGUUUGUACCGAAGGUAGACCACAAUGCAUCAUGUUUACCGAACUCAGAUAAAGUCUAUGGAUGUUUCUUGUAUUAUUACCAUAUCUUAAAGGCGAUUAAUUCUAACUCUGAAAGUCAUAUUUAUUCAUUCGAAUCAUUUUUAUCAUAUAUAUAGUAUAUUUUAUAAUCGGUCAUGUACAAUUCUUAAUUUAAAGUAAUUUUCAAACAAUUGUUAAACGUCUUGUAAACACAAAUACAAAAUGGCACCAGAAAUGUUUGGAAUAAAAUUGUGAAUAGGCUGUGCACCAUCACGUGAUGGCAGCCAUGACAGGAGGCAUAACAAUAAUAGAGUACGUUUUCCCUGGGAAAUUGAAAUUCUCACGUAAAUCUGAUUAAAGCAGAGUCCGUUGUUCCUGCCGCCUGUCAUGGCUGCCAUCACGUGAUGCUAGAAAGCUCUAUAUUUUAUAUGCAUAUUAUAAGACUAGUCACGUGACCGACGAUAAUACAUUAUGUCCUGUGUAAAAUGAUUAUACUGAUCUUAUUAAAUUGUGUCACGUGACUGGCCUCGAAAAAGCCAUAUUUUUGUAUUAAUAAUAUUCUUUGAUAAAAAUAAAUUAUUCAUUCCUACAAA
Actinia tenebrosa (Australian red waratah sea anemone) is the source of this 3675-nucleotide messenger RNA. RefSeq lists its product as uncharacterized. Lineage: Eukaryota; Metazoa; Cnidaria; Anthozoa; Actiniaria; Actiniidae. The record is from RefSeq and is a predicted model, not a curated record.